UAUCCUAUCUAGAAUCAAUUAUAUAUAACGACCUACCUACCUACCUCCCUCCGAGCUACAGUCUCUCGACAACAUCACCAACUCAACCCCCUUAAAUCAGUCACAAUGGUAUUGCUCUCUCGUCACAUCCGUUCCGCUGCCCCUCUGGCCUCUCGGGGACUUUCCACGUCCUCAAAGGCAUCUUUCCUCGCUCGACCCGCAUUCAACCGGGCCUCCCCAGCAUACUCGACUCUCCCUCGCAAAUUGCCUGGUCAACUCCAUUCGAUCCGCACACUAACAACUACUCGCCAAAACCAGGUCAAGGUCCUUGCAGUCCUCUACGACGGCGGUCAGCACGCCAAAGACGUCCCCGGCCUUUUGGGAACCACCGAGAACGAGCUCGGCAUCCGCAAGUGGCUCGAGGAUCAAGGCCACACUCUGGUCACCACCUCUGACAAGGAGGGCGAGAACUCAAAGUUUGACCAGGAGCUCGUCGACGCCGAGAUCAUCAUCACCACUCCCUUCCACCCCGGCUACCUCACCGCCGAACGCCUCGCCAAGGCCAAGAACCUGAAGCUCGCCGUCACGGCCGGCAUCGGCUCCGACCAUGUCGACCUCAACGCCGCCAACAAGACCAACGGCGGCGUCACCGUCGCCGAGGUCACCGGCUCCAACGUCGUCUCCGUCGCCGAGCACGUCGUCAUGACCAUCCUCGUCCUCAUCCGCAACUUCGUCCCCGCCCACGAGCAGAUCGAGCGCGGCGACUGGAACGUCGCCGCCGUCGCCAAGCAGGAGUACGACCUCGAGGGCAAGACCGUCGGCACCGUCGCCAUCGGCCGCAUCGGCGAGCGCGUCCUCCGCCGCCUCAAGGCCUUCGACUGCAAGGAGCUCCUCUACUACGACUACCAGCCCCUGUCCGCCGAAAAGGAGGCCGAGAUCGGCUGCCGCCGCGUCGAGGACCUCGACGAGAUGCUCGCCCAGUGCGACGUCGUCACCAUCAACGCGCCCCUGCACGAGAAGACCCGUGGCCUCUUCAACAAGGACCUCAUUGCCAAGAUGAAGAAGGGCUCCUACCUCAUCAACACGGCCCGCGGCGCCAUCGUCGUCAAGGAGGACGUCGCCGACGCCCUCAAGAGCGGUCACCUCGCAGGCUACGGCGGCGACGUCUGGUUCCCCCAGCCCGCGCCCGCCGACCACCCGCUCCGCACGGCCAAGAACCCGUUCGGCGGCGGCAACGCCAUGGUGCCCCACAUGUCGGGUACUUCCCUCGACGCCCAGAAGCGGUACGCCGACGGCACAAAGGCUAUUAUUGACAGCUACCUCAGCGGUCGCGAGGACUACAAGCCCGAGGAUCUUAUUGUGCACAAGGGCGACUACGCUACCAAGGCGUACGGCCAGCGCGAGAAGAAGUGAGCAAAAAAGUCUUGCUUGCUUGGAGAGAAAGAGGAUAACCAUACCCCCCAUGAAGGUUGUGUGAAGAAAUCUAGCGUUGUUUUUUAGUGGUUCUUUCUUGGCAUCAGCAUUUUGCAUAUAUGCUUCAUGUAGUUUUGAAGUCUAGGUUACCGUAUAU
Messenger RNA from Colletotrichum phormii, 1549 nucleotides. RefSeq names its product D-isomer specific 2-hydroxyacid dehydrogenase. Gene Ontology annotation, cellular component: cytosol. Lineage: Eukaryota; Fungi; Ascomycota; Sordariomycetes; Glomerellales; Glomerellaceae. The record is from RefSeq and is a predicted model, not a curated record. The transcript has 3 exons. Bases 106 to 1392 code for a protein of 428 amino acids. Gene Ontology annotation, molecular function: NAD binding; oxidoreductase activity, acting on the CH-OH group of donors, NAD or NADP as acceptor; formate dehydrogenase (NAD+) activity.